Molecule: messenger RNA, 5172 nt
Organism: Cynoglossus semilaevis (tongue sole)
Lineage: Eukaryota; Metazoa; Chordata; Actinopteri; Pleuronectiformes; Cynoglossidae
Gene: zbtb5
Product: zinc finger and BTB domain containing 5
Exons: 4
Coding region: 747-2954 (735 amino acids)
Biological process (GO): regulation of transcription by RNA polymerase II
Molecular function (GO): RNA polymerase II cis-regulatory region sequence-specific DNA binding; protein binding; DNA-binding transcription factor activity, RNA polymerase II-specific
Source: RefSeq, a predicted model, not a curated record
UAAAAUAAUUGAAAAAGAAAAUAAAACAGUUAUUGUUAGAUUCAAUUGUGUAUUAAACAGCUUUCGUUUUGGUAUAUUCAUUUUUAAGGAAAAAAGAUGACAAACAUUAACUUUAACAUUUUUAUUUCGCUCUGUAAAACUAAUGUAAUGGUUUAUUUUAAUAAAUAGUCUUCUUGUGCAAUUGCAGGAAGUUGCGGGAAAGACUCAGCAGCGCCCCCUGUGUCUGUAUUACAGAAGAUCCUGUCGCUAAGGCGAGGUCACGGGCGGAGGAGAAAGCACAGCGCCACCCGGUGAGUCUGCUUGGGAAAGCAAUGUCUGAGUGGGAGUGGGAGGAUUUUUUUUAGUAAAAACAAACACAUCUAGAAUCCCGGCAGGAUUCGGGAUUAUUUCCGUUACCGUCCCGGUUAGUUCACUCUGCACGAGGACAAGGAAAGAAGUGUGUUUUACGGGGUCAAAGUGACUGGACAUCGCGGUCAGCAGUCUGCUGUAACCGGACUGGGCAGGAACAGUGGGCAGACUGGGCUGUCCGCGAGAGAUGUGAUGGCGUAAAGCAGCCGGAAACUGUUAUCUGGUUAACAUGGAAUAAUAAAAGGCUGUUUAGUUUUCGAAAACCUAGUGCAUUUUACCGUUGCUUUUUUUAACAGCCAGCUCGUGUCACUAGCUAGCUAGCUAGCAUUAGCCACACGGUCUCUCUUCUCAGGGCCCGUUUGUGUUUUCAGAUAUUGAUUCAGGGAAAAUCAAGGAUCAUGGAUUUCCCAGGCCACUUUGAACAGAUUUUCCAGCAGUUAAAUUACCAGCGAGUCCACGGCCAGCUGUGUGACUGUGUCAUUGUGGUGGGGAGUCGGCACUUCAAGGCCCACCGCUCAGUACUCGCGGCAUGCAGCACACACUUUAGAGCCCUGUUUACUGUAGCAGAAGGAGAUGCGAGCAUGAAUAUGAUCCAGCUGGACAGUGAGGUGGUGACAGCUGAAGCUUUUGCUGCUCUGGUGGACAUGAUGUACACCUCUACACUGAUGCUGGGGGAGAGCAACGUCAUGGACAUUCUUCUAGCGGCGUCCCACCUACACCUCAACAACGUGGUCAAAGCCUGCAAACACUACCUGACCACACGUACACUGCCAAUGUCUCCCUCUUCUGACAGACCAACGCACCACCAACCUCAGCAGGACCAGCAGAGACGCAGGCAGCAACAGCAGCAAUUAGCAGAUUUAGCUGUAAACCCUGGUCUCGCAGCCAACGCUAACCAUGCAGCAAACGCUGCCGAAUCGAAGCUGCACCGCUCCUUUCUGCUGCAGCAGCUGGGGCUCAGUCUGGUGAGCUCUGCUUUGGGUGGGAUGGAGGAAGAUGGGGUGGGAAAUAUGGUUAGCAACAGAGAUGUGGGACAGAGGCCCUCUUUCCCGAUCCGACGCUUCCACAAACGCAAACCCUCUCUGGGCCUGAGUUUGACAGACGAGAGACCCAGGCAGAGACAGCGCUCUUCAGCCCCCGAGCUGGGUUUGUUAGGUGAGGGAGGGGUAAAUACAGGACAGGAGGAAGAUGCACUUUUGUCCCCAGACUCCCACAAGAUGGGGGACGAAUCAAAAUUGGACGCAAUCUCUGGUUUAGUAGGGGUUUCCCAAGAUGAUUCACAGAUGCCCAGCCAGUCAGAUGGUGGACAUUGUGAGGGGGGAGACCUGGGGAGAAUGCAGGGUGGUGUAAGCAAAGAAGAAGACAUAGAUGACCAGGAGCACCAGGACAACAGGUCAGAGGUGAAGAUUAAAUCUGGGACAGAAGAAGAGGAGAUGGAAGAGCAGAAGGUGAUGGUGAAACGAGAGCCACUCAGCUCCCCUGAACCCACAGAUGAAAUCAGCGAUGUGACAUCACAGGCCGAGGGCAGUGACCCGGCAGAGCCUGGAUGUCAGGAAGAAGAGGAAAAGGUGGAGCUGAGUCCAGAGAGCAGUGACCGCAGCUUCACCUCUGAACCCCAGCCCAGCUCUGACUCUCUGCUACAGCCAAACUCCCAGCUCCUUAUCAAGUCCAACAUAGGAGGAGGAGUAGGAGCAGCGUUUGGAUGCAGCAGUGGAUUAAACAGCAAACCUGGUUUUAGUAUUUCUAGCUUUCUUAACCCUAAAGAUUAUGGAAGCAGUGGGCCAGGGGCUGGUGGAGGGGAAGACGAUCUCCCAAACACAACCACUGGGGAAGCAGUUGCGCAUCACUUUCUGCUAAGACAUGAAGCUGCUGGUCCGUCCGGCUGCGCUCCGUCUAUUCUGCAGUCAGGUUCACUCAGCAAUGAGAGUCGUAGCAGCUUUGGGGACAACUUGCAGCCUGAUUCGUUGUUUCUUCAUCCCAUUCACAACAGCUUGGGAGGCCCAAGAGGAAGUGGAGGAAAUGUGAGCGGAGUACGUGGAGGAGUAGAUCCCUUCAGUUUGGACUUCCAGCGAUCCAAUCUAGGGCUUCACUCUUUGGGACGCCCCCCACGUGGCGCAGGAGGAGCUGCCUCUGCCUCUCUGGCCUACCCAGGCUACAGACGUAUAGCUCCAAAAAUGACUAUAGGUGGAGAAGGAGGAGGCGUCGUCGGUGUUAACCAGGAUUCUGCCUCUUCCUCCUCGAGUCUGGCAAGUCCUCUGCUUCUCAACGAGAGUGGAGGGUAUGAGAUGAACAGUGGUAGGCCCACCUCCCUUCCUCCUCAACUCACCAGAGCUUCUGCAGAUGUCCUGUCCAAGUGCAAGAAGGCUCUGUCGGAGCACAACGUCCUUGUAGUGGAGGGGGCAAGAAAGUACGCCUGCAAAAUCUGCUGCAAAACUUUCCUCACGCUGACUGACUGCAAGAAACACAUCCGUGUCCACACGGGAGAAAAACCCUACGCCUGUCUCAAGUGUGGGAAACGUUUCAGCCAGUCGUCCCAUUUAUACAAGCAUUCCAAGACCACCUGUCUGCGCUGGCAAAACAACAAUAUAUCCAAUCCUUUGCUGUAGGACUGAGGCAGCUGCAAUUAGAUGAGAGAUUUGGGCUCUUUUUAAAAAUUCCUGUAUUAUUUCAACUCAGUUUGUUCUUUACAUUUGCAUCACCCUGCUCUCAGAUAAAAACCGUUGUUAAAACUUGAAUGGGAGAGAAAAAAAAACAAAAUUACAAAAGAAUCCAGUAUUGAUCAUAGACCAAAGACAGGGAUGACGAUGUAAUCAUACAUUUUUACUUAAGAUGAAAUUGAUUUUGUCAAACUAAUGUAAAUACUUACAGCAUUUAUAAAUGUAAGCAUUAUUUCACUAGUGUACUGACAGAUUAGAAGUUCUUUCCUUAAGAAUUACUGGGAAAGUAUCAUGAGAUUCUCCAUCAGUGUCAAACUAUAGACUUGGUUCAUCUAUGCCUGGCUGUUAAAGCUGCAACACUAAUGGAAUUUUACUGUUUAAACUCCCUCCCUUGUCCCCCCCAUGAUGGGCUGGUGACCCGUCCAGUACACGAACGAGGACCAAUCCCCUUGUUUUUAAAUGAUCAUGUGAUGCUCAUACCUUUUUUUUGUUUACACUCAAUUAGCUCAUAGGUAGCCGUACAACACAUAUGCUAGGUUAAAUAUUACAUAUAUAAUGUUAAAGAAUGCACUCAUGUCUCAAACACACUACGUGUCUUAAACAUGUAGCAUCAUACUGCAGAGCAUUUGUAUUCUCUUCUGCCCUGGUGCACUGGAGUACACCGUCUACAUGAUAUAGGUCUAUACUUACAACCACUGUCUGUUUAACAUACUUUAGUGUUUUUGUACAAAAGCGUAGAAUGAGUCAUGCCAAGGUUGGGGUACUAGACUUUCUCAUCAGCGGCAGCCCAAAGCAUGCAGGAGGAGAAAAGAAGCUAACAGAUUGAUAAUUGGUAUCAGCAGAUAGUCCAAGUCUCAGUAUUGGUAUUGGACGUGAAAAGGUUGUAUCAACCCAUCCCUACUAAAAACACUCUACAACUGUAGGAUCCUACCUAAAAAAAACUAAUAAUAUGCAGUGUGCUCUUAGUGUUAUGUAAUUCAUGUAAAAUUGCAUAGACUCAUGAGUGACAUGAAACUCAAUAAAUGACAUUAAAAAUGUCAAAAGUGUUAUUGCGGAUACAUAUAAUGUAUGACGUUUAAUGCCUGAACCGCCCCUUUAAUUUAUUUUUAUAAAGGUUUAAUUCAAUUCAAAGUAGUUGUACAGUUUCUCUGGGUACUCUGGCUUAAAAACCUGCAGAUAAAGUAUUAGGUUUACUGCGAUGGAGUGGUGAACUGUCCACUCCAUUGAAUAAGUGCUGGGAUUGGAUCCAGCUGUUUCCAUGACCCCUAAUAGGAUUAAGAGAUAGAGGAUGAAUGAAUGAACAUAGUUUUCAAUGAAUCAGUGACUAAUUGUCAAAAACAAUACGUGCUUGUAAAGUGGGCCUCUCUGUUUCUGUUCCAUUAAUACAGGAUGUGCUGUACAUGGACCUUACGUAGUUUCAUAACAUGAACGUAGCUUGAAGUGACCAUGUACUUGUGUGUGCAUAUUUGCUGUCAUCUAAGGUACGGAAAAGAACGUACGCUGAACCUCACUUGCGUUGAAGUGCAAGGAAGGAACUGUAAAUACUGCAUAUCUGGUGUUGUUAGUUUCAUAUCAUUUCUCUUUCAGAAGAGACAAAAAAAAACUAAUGGGACAGUGAAAAAAAAAGAAAUACACUGUGCAUAUGUUUAUGACUGUACUUGAUUUCAAUGCUUCUACAUUUUUAGUCUUUUUAGAGCCAGUUUGGUUUGUUACUAAUCACUUCAGCAAAUAGGCUUUUUGUAACCAGUUUCUGAAGUGCAGAAAUCUUACUGAAACAUUCUAACUUUGUAAAAGCUGAAUUCUAAUGGAACUACUCAACCACUUUGACAUACAAUUAGAAAGUAAAGAUUCUAAGCCGGUGGAUGUUGGAUGGACAAACUUGAAUAUUACAAAUAGUUCAGAUGGACUUUGAGCAGAAAUUCUAACCCUUACAGCAUGGGUGUCAAACUCAAGGCCCGUGGGACACUUUCGAUUCAUAAACCAUCCCCCUAUGCGGCCUGUAACUAGAUUUCAGUAUAAUGUAAGAGACUCCCUUGCUGUUAGUUUUUUUUGGCCCUUCAAUGAGAUGGCAGGGGCAACAGGGGCCCAUAGCUCUUAUGAGUUUGUGAAUAAAGUAUCAUUUCAAGGUUUUAUUGAAUAAAACUGAAACGAUUGUCCAACUCUAGUA